AUGCCGGUCAGACCAGCUACCUACGCCGAUCUCCUCCCGGCCUCGAAAUUCCUCGCCAAAGCCUUCGAAGAUGAAUACCUAUUUGGAGAAUACAUGCACCCACAUCGGAAAGAAUACCCCGGAGACUUCUACCUUACCUUCCUCCGCAACUUUCUCCGGAUCCCAUACGUCAGCGGUGCAAUGGAUGCGAUCCUGGUGUCUUACAAGGAAAACGAACAGGGCCAGGAACAAGUCACCGGAAUAGCGGUUUGGAAACGAAACAGCGCGCACCCUGGCUCGAAGAGUCUCUUUGCCACGGCGAAGAUUAGAGCGAUGGAGUGGUAUAAUAAUUACUUUGAGCCUUUCCUCUGUCCGAACAGAGCCAUCGAUCCGUCGCGUCAGAGCAUCCUGGGAGACAAUUGGCCGUUCAUCCAACAUCACUGGACUGGUUCGCGGGCAGAAGUCUGGGAUUUGGCUUUGCUAGGAGUAGAUCCAAGUCAGGGAGGACAGGGCUUCGGCAAGGAAUUGGUGAGUUGGGGAUUGGAGAAAGCGAAGGGGGAAGGUGUUGGCUGUAGUGUGGUUUCUGCGGAGGGAAAGGAAGGCUUCUACGAGCGAUGUGGGUUUACGAUAGUAGGUACUGUGAGGGACGAGGGUGGAGAUGAGAACCCCAUGAAUCGGCAUAAGAUUCGUGGUGGGACAAUAUUAUUCUGGGACAAUGGGAGAGAUUUGAGUGGGGUGAAGAAGUAUGGAGAAAGCUGA
This is a messenger RNA of Lecanosticta acicola, 738 nucleotides long. The record is from the annotation of a GenBank genome assembly. Lineage: Eukaryota; Fungi; Ascomycota; Dothideomycetes; Mycosphaerellales; Mycosphaerellaceae.